Medicago truncatula (barrel medic) is the source of this 781-nucleotide messenger RNA. RefSeq names its product protein NUCLEAR FUSION DEFECTIVE 6, mitochondrial. Gene Ontology annotation, cellular component: mitochondrion. Lineage: Eukaryota; Viridiplantae; Streptophyta; Magnoliopsida; Fabales; Fabaceae. The coding region runs from base 71 to 346 and encodes 91 amino acids. The transcript has 4 exons. The record is from RefSeq and is a predicted model, not a curated record.
ACCAGGGUUUUGAACUCAGCAGAACCAAAUCAAAAAACCCUACACUUAUCUCAUUACUCCGAUCACGAAAAUGGCUUCCACCGCCGCCAGAUCAAUUUUCCGAUCAUCUUCUGCAACCAGGUCAGCCUUCCGUGUCGCCUCCGAAGCAAAACCAGCUCGUUCUCCGUUCCGCAUGGCAUCCAAUAAACCUGUCUCGCCAUCACAAUCCAUGUUCAGGUCACCUGUUGAAUUGAGUUUUUGUGUUGAAUCGAUGCUGCCCUAUCAUACGGUUACUGCUUCUGCUCUCAUGACUUCAAUGCUUUCUCUUUCAAGCCGCAACUACGCUUGGCUUUCAGAAGGUAGCUAAGCGUCUCUAGGAUUCCUUGAUGUUGUUUCUACAAUGAAUUUUUCGGUGUAAGGAGUUCACCGUGCGCUCUCAGCUGACUAGAUUCGUUUUCUUUUUUAAGGUGGCUGACUAGAUUCAGAUAGUGACAUUCUGUAGGAGAACUUCUGCUGAGUAGAGCACAUUUUAUUAGCAUGGAAACUUGUUUAUCUUAGGACUGUUGUCUGUUUGUAUAUUAGGCAGUCUAUAAUGUGUUCUCUAUUACUUUUCUACUUUCAGCAGGAGAUGAGUCAUGAUGUGAUAACUACAGAAUCCAAUAAAGAUUAAGCUCAAUAUUUACAUGGUGGUUACCAAAGUUGUACUUUUUUCUUGCAGUUCAUGUAAUUUGAGACUUGCAUGCUUGGACUAUUAAAAAUGUAGGAUUAUCAAUUGAAGUUCUGAUUCAAUGUUUUGCUUGUA